UGGAGACGCCACUUGGUUCAGGUGGUGAACGGGAAUCGGGUCCAAAUGUGGGAAAUGGCAAGUAUGAUAGCUCGCACAUUGAUACCCCUCUAAGGGCUGUUUACUUGUACCUCAAUCUCUACGUCAACGGUCGUCCAUACCAUUGGUCCCUAUCAUACCUAACGGUUUAACACCACAAAACAUAAACAACCGACAAACAUCCACACGCACGCACCAGCACCCUUUGACAGAGGCAUAAUGCUAAAAUCCCAAGUGAUAGCUUCGGCCGCCUCUUCGGAUAACGAGCAAGAUGAGAUUAUGGAAGACCCCGAACAAGAAAAUGACGACGACUCGGACGACGCGGGGGAUGAUGACGAGGACGCUGAGGGUGAAGGUGACCAGGACGAUCAAGCAGAGGGCGAUGAGAAUGAGGCCGAGAACGAAGACGGAGAUGGUGAAGGCGACGGUGAAGGCGACGGUACGCACUCUCCCAGACUGACUCCCACGUCAAGCUCCACUCGAAGCUGUGCCAACUGAACGACCAGAUUCACAGCGGCACCCCCGCUCCCGGUCUACAACCCAGCCUCCGGUUCGCCCGCUCCCAACACUGAGACCAGAAGUGAAGAAUGCGAUCACCUACGAGAUCACACCCUACGUCGCAGCUCCUCAGUCUACGAGCAUAAAUGCCUUUUGCGCUACACCUUGUAUGCGUUGGGUUUUUACGGGGGGCAGUGAUGGCUAUAUAAGGCGAUUCGACUGGUUCGGGAGCAUCAAUGGCAAAGUGCCCUUGACAGUCGCACAGCGCCACCCCUUCGUUGAUAGUGUCACAAGAGCUGGUAUUCUGCUAUCUUAUUGGGAAAACGAAGAACCGAUAGUUGCCGGCAAGCCCCAAGUCCUUCAUGUACCAGAAACGACCGACGACCUGAAAUUAAGUCCAGUCUACAGUCUGGCUGUUCAAAAUCAGAGCCUAUGGCUGCUCAGUGGGCUCGAGAGUGGUGGCAUAAACCUCCAAUCGGUUCGACACGACGAAGGAAAAAUCAUAACUACACUCCGGAAACACAACUCAGCUGUCAGCGUGCUUACACUUGCCAACGAUGAGAAGUCUGUUCUUUCCGGAAGUUGGGACGGAGCAGUCUACGACUGGGAUCUAAAUACAGGCCAAUCCCGGCGAGAAUUUCCCUCUUCGUCAGGGCAGAUAUCAAGUGUAGCCUUUCGACCAAUCUCUACCGAAUGGCAAGAGAUCAGAAACACUUCUUUGAUCAACGGUGUAUCCGGGGGGCGGGACGGGGGUUUAUCCAAUGUGGAAGAGGAUGAGAUGAGUAGAGCUAUUACGAACGGGCUCGGCAGUGAUCCAGUCCCCUUGGGGGAUGGCAGCGAGGACCAAAGAACCAACAAUGGCGAUGCGAUCAUGGCCGACGAUGUCACUAGGAUACAUACCAAUGAGACGUCCGGAACCAGAAACGGUUCCACCAACGGUGGUCUUGGGACUGCUAAUGGCUUCCUUCCACCCACAUCAACUAACGGGCCGCCAUCUUCAACCGACCAGAAUGUGUUCCUAGCAUCUUCCAUGGACGGCACCCUCCGUAUAUGGGAUAUCAGAGAGCCCAACCCUGUAGCGGUUAGCACGCCCUCCAAGGGAGUUCCACCUUGGUGCAUGAACUCCUGCUGGAGCACGAACGGAAACUUUCUCUAUGCAGGACGACGAAACGGCACAGUUGAGGAAUUCAGUGUCUAUAAAGGAAUCGGGGAAGCAACGAGGACCAUGAAGUUCCCAUUGGGGAGUGGCCCAAUAUCUGCAUUGACCGCCUUGCCGAACGGAAGACAUUUAAUUUGUGCAUCAUUUGACAACUUACGGUUAUACGACCUUAGUGAGAAUGCAUCGAAGCAUUCAACUGUACCCUUCUAUAUUAUACCAGGUCACCACGGAGGUGUCAUUUCAUCGUUGUAUGUCGAUGCUACCGGCCAAUACCUAAUAUCAAUUGCCGGAAACCGGGGUUGGGAGGGCGUAACAACGGAAGUCCUUCUAGGUUAUGAAAUUGUAAGCGUGUUAUCGUGACAAGUUUUCCGUCGUGGUGGUAUUGCUCUAUUAUUUAGUCCUUGCGCUGUAUAACAAUAAUGUAACGGAUGGCCGAAUGGUGUAACUCAAUGUCUGUAUUAUAAUCAAGCCAGAAUAUUUUUAAACGUAU
This is a messenger RNA of Tuber melanosporum (Perigord truffle), 2165 nucleotides long. RefSeq lists its product as uncharacterized. Lineage: Eukaryota; Fungi; Ascomycota; Pezizomycetes; Pezizales; Tuberaceae. Gene Ontology annotation, cellular component: SAGA complex. Gene Ontology annotation, biological process: regulation of transcription by RNA polymerase II; chromatin organization. Bases 686 to 2035 code for a protein of 449 amino acids. Gene Ontology annotation, molecular function: transcription coregulator activity; TBP-class protein binding. The record is from RefSeq and is a predicted model, not a curated record. The transcript has 6 exons.